AUGCCGAAAUUUGCGGCUAAGGACAUAGACUAUUCGACUGAAAACGAGAUGAAUAUGCUCUACAGAAAGGAAUUUCUUCCACAGCCACCACCGUUGGUAUUUGUGCUAGUCGCGGCGUCUAUGUUCCUGUACCAAUUUCUUGAUAACUUGGAUGGUCAUCAAGCCCGGCGAACGGGGACUUCGUCACCCCUCGGUCUCCUUUUAGACCAUGGCUGUGAUGCGUUCAACUGCAUUAUCUCAAGUCUCAGCAUUGCAGCGUCAAUAUCAGCUGGUCCUUGUUGGAAAACGUGGAUCAUUGUCCUUAACACAGUUACAGGUUUCUUUAUGAACACCUGGGAGGAGUAUUACCGCGGCAUCCUGGUGUUGCCUGUCAUCAACGGUCCUAAUGAGGGCAUUUUAGCGACUAUUGGUAUAUGCCUAUGGACUGCAUGGGUUGGUGGGCCACGGUGGUGGUAUGAUAACACUAUCGAAGUACCCUUGAAAUGGUUACCGGAAGUUCUGCAACAGCCUCCACCCGAUGCUGCUACGGCUGUCGAACGUGAAAUCCUUCGCUUGGUGUGCCCCUUUUUGAUUUACUUCAGUCGUUCUCACGAAGGCAGUACAGACUUUUCUCUUUUACCUUUCAUUUUCCACCUCAAUUGCUCUGCAUCGUAUAUCGAGAACCCGCCAAGACCGACGCUGGUAGUAUUUGAUAAAAAUUCGCAGAUUGCACACCACGAGCAGCUUGUGACGUUGAAGUACUGGAAUGGGCACAGCAUGCUGCAGAGAAUGGUUCUUCGGCUCUAUGACACGGGACAGCAGAAACUGGAGGUAAGGUAUAACACUUUGAUGGUGUGUUUCAUGACCUUCGCUGUCAUCUGGACGUGCGCAGGGAACAUCUACCAGGUUUACAAAGUCAUUAGGCGCCGCAAGUACCCAAACCAACAAAAUGGCGGAAAAGAUGCUGAUAGCGUAGUUGAACGGACUCCGGAAUCCUGGUUUAGGCGCAGAUUUCCCUUUCUUCAUUCCCUCGUGCAGCUCUCCCCACUAGUAGUGUUGGUGUUCAUGGCUAACGUUUUUUUCUUUGCUUCACAGGAAAAUAUAUUUCGACGACAUCCGAGAAUUUUUUGCUGGACGGUGGGUUUACUUUUCACGAAACUCACGAUUCAUCUUAUGCUGGCCCACCUGUGCGGUAUUGAGUUUCAACCUUUCCGCCGAACGUUUCUCCCUGUUUUUCUGUUCAGUGUUCACACCACCCUGACGUACCUUCACAGUGCAACCAAGUUGACACAGUGGCGGCUGCUCAACGCCUCGGCUGAGUCCCUUUUAAGUAUUAAGAACGACCAUGCUGACGCUUCGCACCAAUUGAUGGGAGGACACCCCAGACUUGCGUCUGCUUUGGAUGAAGAUCUUAUACUACACGAAUUUUUCGCGUUGUCGGUAGUAACGUUUGCUCAUCUUGCUUGGCAUGGCGUGCGAGAGAUGGCGUCAGCGUUAGAUGUCCAGAUAUUUCAGGUGCCGUUAGAAAAGCAGAUGAUGCUACGCCAACAAGUUACAAACGGUAAAGCACGUGCUAUUUCCCGAAAGAAAAUAAAUUAA
Phytomonas sp. EM1 is the source of this 1578-nucleotide messenger RNA. NCBI's taxonomy places the organism in Eukaryota, Euglenozoa, Kinetoplastea, Trypanosomatida, Trypanosomatidae. The record is from the annotation of a GenBank genome assembly.